AUGCAGAAGUUCCCCACACAAUCACACUCCUCUUCUUCCUCCAAGAUGUCAGAGGGAUUUGAGCCUCAUCUUGAAUCCCAGACAUCCAGCAUGAGUAAGGUUGCAAAAGGAGCCUACAAACAUAUCAUUAAUCACAUGCUCACACUCCUACUCAUAUAUGUCACCGUUACCAUUUCCAUUCAAGCAGUUCAACAAGGUCAAGAUUACCUCAGUAAGCAUCUUCUCUCUCUACAUGAUCUCUCAUUCAUAUGGUACAUCAUCUCUUUCUUGCUAGUAAUCAUCACCAUAUUCACCGUUCACUUCAUGAACAAGUCUCAACCCGUCUAUCUCCUUGACUUUGCCUGUUUCAAGCCUCCCGCAAUGUAUAGGGUACCCCAUGCUACAGCAUAUGAACAUGGACGCAUCAUCUUAGCCUCACAUCAAAAAGGCGUUGAAUUCCUAGUGAAGGUCUUCGAACGGGCAGGGUUGGGUGCCGAAACUAGCUUGCCCCACCCAUUACAUUACAUACCACCAAAUCCAACUUUGAUCGGUUCUAGAGAAGAAACCGAACUUGUCAUUUUCUCAUCAAUGGAUUCUUUGUUUGAGCAAACGGGGAUUAGCCCUCAAGACAUUGACAUUGUAAUAGUAAACUGCGGCCUCUUUAAUCCCACUCCUUCUAUUUCAUCUAUGGUGAUUAACAAGUAUAAGAUGAGAAGUGAUGUGAAAAGCUAUAACUUGUCAGGGAUGGGGUGUAGUGCAAGCCUAAUUUCGAUUGAUUUAGCUAAAAAUCUUCUUCGGGUGCAUCCUGAAUCAAAUGCGAUUGUUAUAAGCACUGAAAUCAUUACCCCAAAUUCUUAUACGGGUAAGGUAAGAUCGAUGCUGGUUCCAAAUAUUCUGUUCAGAAUGGGAUGUGCAGCGAUCCUCUUGACUAAUAAAAGGUCCCUACGUAAACAUGCAAAGUAUAGUCUUUCACAUGUUGUCAGGACACACAAAGGAGCUGACGAUAGAUCUUAUGGUUGUAUCACCCAUAAAGAAGACAAAGAUGGAAAACUUGGCGUAGCCCUGGACAAGGAUCUCAUGGUAAUUGCCGCUAACUCCUUGAAAUCAAACAUCAGCAGACUGGGGGUCUUGGUUCUUCCUGUGUCGGAGCAAGCCAUAUUUCUUUUCAACCUCGUAGGGAGAAAACUCUUUAAGAUGAACAUGAAACCAUACAUUCCAGAUUACACAAAGGCCUUCGAGCAUUUCUGUGUCCAUGCCGGAGGACGUGCAGUAAUCGAUAAGGUUCAAUCGAGUUUGAAGUUGACAGAUGAACAUGUGGAAGCGUCAAGGAUGACGUUGUAUAGGUUUGGGAAUACAUCAUCAUCAUCGGUAUGGUACGAGAUGGGUUACAUAGAAGCUAAAGGUAGGAUGAAGAAAGGUAACAGGGUUUGGCAAAUAGGGUUUGGGAGUGGGUUUAAGUGUAACAGUGUAGUCUGGAAGUGUAUUAGAGACAUCGAAGUUCCAAAAACUGGGGCAUGGGCAGAUAGUAUUCACAAGUUCCCAGUUAUUGUUCCAGAUGUUGUGAUGCUCUAA
Molecule: messenger RNA, 1551 nt
Organism: Lactuca virosa
Lineage: Eukaryota; Viridiplantae; Streptophyta; Magnoliopsida; Asterales; Asteraceae
Source: the annotation of a GenBank genome assembly